Messenger RNA from Perkinsus marinus ATCC 50983, 317 nucleotides. RefSeq lists its product as hypothetical. The transcript has 3 exons. NCBI's taxonomy places the organism in Eukaryota, Perkinsozoa, Perkinsida, Perkinsidae. The record is from RefSeq and is a predicted model, not a curated record. The annotation marks the transcript as partial. Gene Ontology annotation, molecular function: protein binding.
AUGUCGGCAGCAGAAAGGCACGCCAUGUGUGAGGCUGAGAAAAUAAAAGGCAAUGAGAGCUUCGCCUCGGGAGACUUGGAUGAAGCAGAGUUGCAUUAUACGAGGGCCCUCCGUCUCCGCUCGGAUGUAUCAGUACUAUGGUCCAAUAGAGCCUUGGUGCGGCUAAAGCUUCGCCGCCCUCGAGAAGGGCUAGAGGAUGCUCAGAGACCCAUCGCGUUGGAUCCUAAGGAUGUGAAGGCCUUUCAUCGACGUGGUAAAGCUCGCGCGGAGUUGGCUUACCUCGAGGAAGCAGUGAAAGACUUUCAGACAGCUCUCAA